This is a messenger RNA of Suillus subaureus, 2509 nucleotides long. RefSeq lists its product as uncharacterized. The record is from RefSeq and is a predicted model, not a curated record. The transcript is spliced from 2 exons. The coding region runs from base 169 to 2262 and encodes 697 amino acids. Lineage: Eukaryota; Fungi; Basidiomycota; Agaricomycetes; Boletales; Suillaceae.
UCUGCCCAGGUUUCCGCAGUGGAUCAAUCAUCUUCCACAGGUCGCUGGCCGCGUCGUUGAUCCGAUCGCGUAUAUGAUUGUCCUACCAAACAAAUCAAAACAUCCACAGUCUACACGUGAUCUCAUAAAACGCGUCGCGCUCCAAGCUUGUUAACUUCACUUAAACACAUGUCUCAACCAAUCGUGCUAUGGGAUGCUAAACGGCGCGCAACUCAUGUUUUUGACGAUGCAGGCAUUUCAAUCACGAAAACUGUACUGCCUCCUCCAGGUCCCCCAGCCCCUUAUGACCGUGAUAUGGACCCCCCAAAGAAUUUGAAGACCGUCCCACCCCUCGCGUACUUUUGUAUCCUCGCUCUCAUCCCUCACGCAGACCAACUGCACCACCUCCAGCAUACGGUACCUUACAGUCGGGACGUUGUCAGUGCUUUGGUCCCACCAAAACCGGCCCCUUUUUCUGUCAAGAACAAGGAUUCGCAACCGUUUUUCGUUUCGAUCGUUAACCCUAGACUUCUGGCAACACUUGGCCAGGUUAUGCACCCCCUUCCUAAAGAGUUCAGAGACUACGAUAUAUCCCUUAGUGAUGUCCAUCUACCAUUGCUUCAACAAGUGCCCAGUCGGGAGAACUUCUGCUUCGUAACUCUCUUGGCUCUACCAUAUUGCAAGGAAGUGUGCGACGACACUGUUGGUGUGAUUCGCCGUUUGAACACCCUCGCUGCGUUGGAUAUAAGAGGGACAACUGUAGGAUCCUACGGCCUUGCUGUGCUUGCUCGUGGCUUGUCAUGGAGCGACGACGAACUGCAAUCCAGGACUGGUUGCUGGGGACUCAGAAUCCUGAGCCUGCAUAGCUGCACCAACAUAGGAAACGAAGCUCUCCCCAUAUUAUCCAAGUUCCCCUUGCUAUCAUCCAUAGACUUGCGCUUCACUGGCUGCACGCGACACGCUGUCUCUAAACAUCUUGCUGAUGCUGGCUUCAGACCCUCUUCAAAUCGUUUAUUGUUUCAUCCUAUUCCACUCGAGGUCUCGCUCAAGCAGCUUGAGAACCUUUGCCCAACUGCAAUGUACUCGUGCGGGCUUACCUCCGUAUUCAAGUUGCACGUUGAUAAGCUCAACCAUUGUUCAACCUGGUCCGAGCACAAACCCAAACCGUACAUCCUCCAAAACAUGAUGGAGGAAUCAAUAAGCCUAAUAGAUGCGGAUUUUGAUGAAGAAAACAGCGGGCCAGCUGAACCUGCCUCUCAGGAUGUGCAGGCAAGCACGACGUCUACUUUCUACACAUCGCACCUGCCUUGCCGAGAAAACCGCAUCCGGGCGGCAGUCGAGGACAAGAAAGAGCAGCUUCACCAAUUGGCUUUAGCGCGCCCUCCGCCCCAAUGGAGUGUACUAGACGCACUUCAACCACCAGUACGACAUCAACCAUUGUAUGAUCCACAUGAAGAGCCGCUGCCACCGAAACUCGAAUCCAUGGACCGCGCGCGUCUCACCAAGCGUACCUUAUCAAGCGUGGAGGAUAUGGUUGCGACCCUGGCGGGCAAGAAUAAGAAGCGGAAAGUGGAAAGUGAAUUCGCCAGCGCGAGCUCCUUCCCAGUUUCCGUUUCGAAGCCGAAAAACCCCUUCGUCAAAUCUGCAGGCUCGACUUCCAAAUCGAACGUGUCAAGCGGCAUGGUGCGAUCCGUGUUCGCUGAGCAGAGAGAUGCUGCCAUCGCAUCAGCAUCUGUUAAACGAUGCUGGAGUAAAGCUGAACCGUGGCCUAAGUUUUGCGAUGGAAGGCCCUUGAAACCCUUGAAAAACUCCACGCCUUCGACUUCCUCAAGCAAUACCGCUUCGAAUGCGAUCUCCAAACUCCCCUCCCCAAGUGGCAGUUCACUUCUCCCUGGUGCAUCAAACCCUGUCCAGAUAGAUUCGAAGCCUCCUGCUAAGGCUAAGAUACUCAGACCCAUUACAUCAUACCCCAUUCCGCCGUGUCCAUCAGAGCAUUUCUUGCUGGUGCCACAGAUAUAUCCGAAGAAUUGGGAGAAGAACAAGGGGGGUGCUGCCCACGCUGUGUUUGAGCCUUUUCCCGAUUCGACGGCGCCAAUGGAUGGAAGCGAUGAUAUCGUUGAAGUCGAAGGGAUUGGUCCCAUUCACGAUGACGAUCCCAAGAGGAAUGAGAGGCCUUCGAGGAAAGUUGGGAGAGAUCGUGGCGGUGUUAGCAGUACGGCGAAGAAAGGAAAGCAGAAGGCGACUGGAUUUGAUUGGAAUAAGUGGAGACGGGAAACCAUGUGAUUGACUAGUAUCAUCUUUUCUUUGUGUACUAUUCUUUAUCGAUCCUUUAUGACACCUAUUCACGGAUUCCUGUUUCACGUACUUGUCCCUUUACUGACGACUACUUAUUUAACCGAGUCAGCAUCUGUACUUAUAUACCACAUGCUCGCUAGUGCUCACUAGCCAAGUACUUAUUCCAAAUUGCAAACUUGAAGUUGACUUGUAAUUUAAAGGGCACAUCACGUGAGAGGUAUACCUCCAGUUUAGC